UUGUUUCACGCCUCCUCCUGAAGCGUGCUACGGAGCCGAGUGAUUAGACCGUAAAUUUAGGACUUCUCCCGAAUCAAGACAAAAAGGCCCGGGCGGGAAAUCGCAUAUAUAGCGGUGAGGACAAUUUUUAAUGUCUGCUUUGCACCCAUGUCGCCAAGCUUUGCAGUCAGAAGAUUUACUGGGGCGCCAGGCUCAGCGAAGUUCAACGAGGUCGUAGAAUGCUUUAAACAAGCAUACUCGGAUGAUCAUUUCGCUCGUAGCGUGACUGGGGGGAAGGCCGAGAUAUAUCAUCGCCUCAACUACUCCGUCCUUCUUUCUGGUAUCCUGUCUGGCGAAGUGUAUAUCAUUGAAGAGGUUUCAAACGGGAACAAAGUUGUGGCCGCCGCUGUCUGGUUCCCUCCAAAUCGCGAGCUGUUCGAGGAGAGCGAACAAGGCAGGGCAGUCGGGCCGUUCAUGGCCAGUCUAUUCCCCGAACUUGGACAGUGGUGGGGGACAAGAUUCCUUCCAGAAUAUAACGAUUUCGCCAGGACCAAAUUUGGAGAGGGCGUCAGGAAAGCGGCCUGGCAUCUCCAGUGGAUAGGAACCCUUAGAUCGUAUCGUCGCAGAGGUUUGGGAACGAUGUUGAUUGAUGUGAUUCGCGACAAGAAGAAGGACAGGAAAAUGUGUCUCGAGGUGGAAAAGCCAGAAAAUCUUAAAUUCUAUCACAAGUGCGGUUUCAAGGCGAUAGACCAGAAAGCACAACACUUUGAGUGUUACAACGUUCAUCAGGAGCCUGGUUUUGUUAUGUGGGCAAUGUUCUCUGAUUGAAGAACAAGCCGUCGUCAUCUGGUACCUAUAAUAGUCAUGUAAUCUUAAAUAUAUGCCAUGUAUAAUGUUCGAAGCUAAACAUUGGAAUAAAAUCAGUGAACCAAUAAUUUGCGAGAACAUUGGCGAUGUCACCGCAAUUACUCUGCGCCAACCGGACGUCGAUGUGAAGAGAAAAUUGGA
Messenger RNA from Desarmillaria tabescens, 987 nucleotides. RefSeq lists its product as uncharacterized. Gene Ontology annotation, molecular function: acyltransferase activity, transferring groups other than amino-acyl groups. Lineage: Eukaryota; Fungi; Basidiomycota; Agaricomycetes; Agaricales; Physalacriaceae. The coding region runs from base 148 to 807 and encodes 219 amino acids. The transcript is spliced from 7 exons. The record is from RefSeq and is a predicted model, not a curated record.